This is a messenger RNA of Aspergillus wentii DTO 134E9, 825 nucleotides long. RefSeq names its product HpcH/HpaI aldolase family protein. The record is from RefSeq and is a predicted model, not a curated record. Gene Ontology annotation, molecular function: aldehyde-lyase activity. Lineage: Eukaryota; Fungi; Ascomycota; Eurotiomycetes; Eurotiales; Aspergillaceae. The transcript has a single exon. The coding region runs from base 1 to 825 and encodes 274 amino acids. Gene Ontology annotation, cellular component: cytoplasm.
AUGGGCUCUAUCGAACAACCUUACACCCUGUCCAACCCUUUCCGGGCCAGAACCCUCAAUGGCCAAAUCACACCUCUUAUGUCUAUCAAAUUCGUUACCGGAAAUGAAAUCCCGAUGAUGGCCAAGAUGGCUGGUGUUCAUGCCUUGUUCAUCGACAUGGAGCAUUCUGCAUUGGACAUGCGUACUGUCUCCCAGUUGAUCCUUGCCUGUAACUACGCCGGCGUCUCCCCGGUCGUCCGAUCGCCCUCCAAGUCCCACUGGCACAUCAGUCGCAUCCUUGACGCAGGAGCCUCUGCCGUUGUCAUUCCCCAUGUCGAGAGUGUCCAGGAAGUCAAGGACAUUGUUCGUUAUGCCAAGUUUGCACCGCUGGGAAUUCGUGGUUGUACGAACAAUCAGGCCAUCAUGAACUUCCAACACGUCCCUACACUAGUUCAAAACGAGCUAUUAAACUCGCAAACUAUGGUCAUUCCCAUGAUCGAAACGCCUGCUGCCGUUGAAAUUGCCGACGAGAUCCUUGCAGUUGAAGGUGUCGAUGGCGUCCUGAUCGGCUCGAAUGAUCUCUGCACGGACCUGGGGAUUCCAGGCAAAUACGACAGUGCCGUCUACCAGGACGCUGUGAUUAAGGUCAUUGAAGCAGCCAACAGGGCGGGCAAGCCUGUGGGUGUUGGUGGCAUUGGUGGAAGACUGGAUAUCCUGGAUAAAUGGUUCCGGAUGGGUGCAACAUGGUCUCUCAGUGGCCAGGAUGCGUCGAUGCUGCAGGCAGGCAUGAAGAAGAUGAGCCAGAACUACGAGGAGAUUAGCUCAAGGCUGCAGGGAAAGCUUUAA